AACGAGAAGAGGUAUUCCACCAAGGUUUGUUAAAUAUAUUUACGCCAGGUUUUAAGAAACUCAAAAAUAGCAUCAUUGUACUAGGCUUCCUCAGGUAAAUUUUCUAUCCCAGCUACGAUAAUAAAUCAUUAGCUCCUGGAAGCUAACGCUACGACGGGACACUGUAAAUGCCGACUAACUAGCCACAAGGCUAAAGUUAGCCAGUUGGAAUAAUUCAGGUUACAAUAAAUCUUUUGUUAGCUGCGCUUCUGAAUAUUGAUCUAGCGGUAAAUAUAUCCGGCAAAUUAAGAAUGCUUUACAAGUUGGUGCAAACUAUGUUUGGUAUUUUCUCAUACAAGGUUUGGUUCUGUUACCUACGGCUAACAUCACUGAGGCUAUUCAUGUCAAAACGUAAACAAAAGCUUGUUUAGCUAACGUCUAAAUGUGUUUAUUUUUUCUGGCAACCACCUUGCCUUAUAACUAAGGGAGAUAUUUCACUUCUACAGCAACGAUUUUUCUUAUAUAGUGGCAAAACUUACCUUUGGUUAUCAGAUUAUUAUAUUUAAUUGUGAAUGUCAGUAAAAGGCUAGCAAACAAAUGUUUCGCUGGCGAGUAGCCAUCAGCUAAGGGCAUCAGACAGUUAUGGGUGUUAGCUUAGUUGUAACCGCGUCUUUGUUUACCAUUGAAAAAUACCUAUUGGAUCAUGUGGGAGUCCCAGUGCUGUCAUUGUUGAGUAUUGCGGGAUAUUACCAGAGGAAUGUGAACUUUUUGAUCCAUCAGAUCCACUCACCAGAGGAGCGAGGAGCGAGUACAGACUGCAAACAGAAUGACCAGCUCAUCUGCUCCCAGGAUGGUGAAUAGUUACAAGAGGACUUCAAGCCCCCGAUCCCCAACUAACAGUGGGGAGCUCUUUACCCCCGCACAUGAGGAGAAUGUGCGCUUCAUACAUGAUACCUGGCAGUGUGUGCUCAGAGACAUCAGAUCAACACAAAACAGUGAACGUAAUGACCGUGGACCACAGGAGUACGUGGAGAAGAACCCUAACCCUAACUUACAUUCUUUCACACCAGUGGACCUGAGUGACCUAAAAAAACGUAACACACAGGACUCCAAGAAAUCUUAGUGUUUUCCGUGAAGAUCAGAUUUCAUUUUUUCCACCCAUUAUCCACAAGAACUUUUCAUCCAUCGCCCCUUUGUCAGCCAGAAAGUUUACCCUGUUGGCCAGUUACAUACAGAAUGCAAGUCUCAUUUCUGUACUCUGGAAUAUAAUAGCUCCUUUAUUGUUUUUUUCUUUUUUAUUAUUUGUUUUUACAACUGACUAAAAGGAAAAAAUGGGAUUUCAAGGAGCACAAAUUCUGCCCUCUAUUUUUCAUGCUUUUCAGUUCAAAGAAUCUUCAUACUUACAUUCGUGACGUGGACAGGACUGAUGCAGGCAGUCAUGAGAAUUUGCUGACACCUGUUGCUGAAGCUCCACACAGGACACAGAAGACUGCAGUCUUAAACACAAUAUUAAAUGACUUUGGAGGAAAUUACGAAAAGGCUGACUUCUAUUUUUGUUUUGUUUUUGGAAAAUAGAUAGAAGUAAUUGAUCGCUAACAUUGGAUACCCCGUUCAGGAGCAAGGUUUAAAAGCCAAAAUACAAUGUAGAAAGCCAACAUUUUUAUCAUACGUUUCCUUGCCCUCUGAUGGACUUUAUUAAUUAGAGUAUGCAAGUACGGAGCCCUACGUUAAACCCCUUCCUCUAAGCCUUGAAACAAAAUGUUGAAUAAAAGACUUUUACAGAACUGCUUGGAAUAUGCCUUGGUUAAUAUUAAUUGUAAUGAUUUUGACAUCACU
This is a messenger RNA of Menidia menidia (Atlantic silverside), 1815 nucleotides long. The record is from the annotation of a GenBank genome assembly. Lineage: Eukaryota; Metazoa; Chordata; Actinopteri; Atheriniformes; Atherinopsidae.